AUGCCACCGGCCGAGGGUGAUUCGAAGCAGCUGGUGCAUAUGUUCUAUGUGCGCUUGCAUGUGCCAAAGUAUAUGGAAGGGCGGGAUGGUGCCAGGAAAGCUCUGGGACCAUAUGUGCCUGAAGGAUGCCGUUUGUUGCGCUGUAUCGCGUUGCAGAAUGGUGGCGGUGUCCGAGCAGACUUGUUGGCCUCCAGGAAGGAUUAUGAAGUUUUUUUGGGGGCAGUGGCGAAGCUUGGACGGGUGCAGCAGAUGGAGACAGGAGAUCUGGAUAAGGAAAAGGAGGUGCGAGGAGAAACAAAACGCAAAGCGAAAUCGCUCUCCCGCGCAGCUCACUUCGCGGAGCGUCUGUUCGAAGCAUUUGGUUCUGGAGGCAAACAGAGCAAGCGCCGGCAGGUGGUAGGCCAUUUGAGUGAGGCUUUUGCUACAAGUGUGCGGGUUCAAGCAUCUCAUCUGGGCUCUGCGCAAAGCUCGGUUAUGGACAACAGUGCCUGCGGAGAGAAUGACGAGGACGAGGGCAGGAAGUGA
Cladocopium goreaui is the source of this 525-nucleotide messenger RNA. Lineage: Eukaryota; Dinophyceae; Suessiales; Symbiodiniaceae. The record is from the annotation of a GenBank genome assembly.